Molecule: messenger RNA, 1126 nt
Organism: Manihot esculenta (cassava)
Lineage: Eukaryota; Viridiplantae; Streptophyta; Magnoliopsida; Malpighiales; Euphorbiaceae
Product: probable 2-oxoglutarate-dependent dioxygenase AOP1
Exons: 3
Coding region: 44-988 (314 amino acids)
Molecular function (GO): dioxygenase activity
Source: RefSeq, a predicted model, not a curated record
AAUUAAUCAAGAGAGUGAGAGGAAGAGCAGAACUACCACCAUCAUGGGUUCCCUUACAGGGGCGAAGAUUCCACUCAUAGAUUUCACUACCGACGACUUGAAUCCUGGCUCAAGUUCUUGGGUUUGCGUGUGCAGAGACCUAUGCAGCGCCCUUGAAGAGUACGGGUUCUUCAUAGCAAAGUAUGAUGAAGUUUCUUCUCGACUUAAUGAAGCUAUCUUUGGUGUAUCAAAGGAAUUGUUUCAUCUCCCCACUGACAUCAAAAUCAAAAACGUUAACAGUAAGCCAUUUCUUGGCUACCAUGGCCAACUGGCUGCCCGACCUCUUUAUGAAAGUUUCGGCAUAGAUUAUGUCACAGAUAAAGAACAAGUUCAUGAGUUCACAAACACAAUGUGGCCAUCUGGGAACAGUGAUUUCAGCGAAACUGUGUAUUUGUACUCAAAGGUGAUGAAACAGCUGCAUGAAAAGGUGGUGAGGAUGAUAUUCGACAACUAUGGUGUAGACAAGUACUAUGAAUCCAACAAGGAAGCAACCACUUACCUUCUGCGAUUCCUAAAAUAUCGAGCUCCUCAAGAAAAUGAGAGCAAUAAAGGUUUGCUUCCUCACACCGACAAAAGCUUCCUUACAAUACUUCAUCAGAAUCACGUCAAUGGUUUGGAAGUUAAAGCAAAGAAUGGAGAGUGGAUUAGUUUAGACUUUGCUCCUUCUUCAACGUUUGUAGUCAUGGCAGGCGAAGCAAUCAUGGGAUGGAGCAACGAUAGAAUUGAUGCUUGUGAGCAUAUGGUGACCAUGAAGUUCAAGGAGACGAGAUACUCACUGGGCCUAUUUUCAUUCAUCAAGGGGAUAAUACAAGUACCAGAAGAGUUGAUUGAUGAAGAAGAGCAUCCAUUAAAGUAUAAGCCAUUUGAUCAUGUGGGUAUGCUUCAUUUCUUUGCGACAGCUGAAGGUCGCCAUCACCAACGGACUUUGAAAGCCUAUUGUGGCCUUUGAGUACAUUACAAGCUGGUUUAAUCUCCAGAUUCAAGUGUUGGGAGUCUGUUGCUUGAGAGAAAUUAUUUAAGAUUCUGUGUUCAUGUAUGAUCUAUGCUUACUCCAACAAUAAAAAAAGGAAUUUUUUAUAAUAAUACU